This is a messenger RNA of Magnolia sinica, 4495 nucleotides long. Its product is annotated as probable leucine-rich repeat receptor-like protein kinase At1g35710. Gene Ontology annotation, molecular function: protein kinase activity; ATP binding; protein binding. Gene Ontology annotation, biological process: hormone-mediated signaling pathway; protein phosphorylation. The coding region runs from base 31 to 4065 and encodes 1344 amino acids. NCBI's taxonomy places the organism in Eukaryota, Viridiplantae, Streptophyta, Magnoliopsida, Magnoliales, Magnoliaceae. Gene Ontology annotation, cellular component: plasma membrane. The transcript has 4 exons. The record is from RefSeq and is a predicted model, not a curated record.
GUUAGUAACAGACCAUAAGCAACAACAGCCAUGGCCGUACAGAAAUCUCUCUCUCUUGCUUUUCUUCUUUUAUUAUUAGAAUUUCUUUCUUCCAAUGCCUUCACAACAGCACCAGCAUCCACACUCGGAGAAGCAGAGGCUCUCUUGGAAUGGAAAGCCAGCAUCUUCUCACCACAAGCUCUCCAUUCAUGGUCACUUCCAUCUGCUAAUUCUAGUGCCAACACAAUCUUUCCAUGCAAAUGGUAUGGGAUCUCCUGCAACGGCCUUGGAAAUGUAAUUGAGAUAAGCUUACCGAGUGCAGGCUUACAAGGUAAGCUUCAUAACUUGAGCUUCUCGUCAUUUCCAAACCUCCUCCGUCUCAAUCUCAGUGACAACACACUCACUGGAACCAUCCCAGCUGAUAUUGGCACUCUUUCCAGACUUGUCUCCCUCGAUAUCUCAAUGAAUAAUCUCUCUGGAGUUCUACCUCUUUCAAUGGCUAACCUUUCUCACCUUUCAGAGCUCGACAUCUCAUCUAAUGAAAUAAGAGGCGAACUAGCUCCAAGUUUCUUCACCAACUGGACCAAACUCAUCUCCCUUCAGUUCCAGAACAAUCAACUCACUGGGAAAAUUCCAUCUCAAAUCGGCCUGUGUAAACAUCUCCAGAUCCUACGACUUUGGGGAAAUAAAAUCAGUGGUUCAAUACCUCUAGAAAUAGGGAAUCUGCAGAGUCUUACUAGGUUAAAUUUAUGCAGAAAUCAUCUUAGUGGGCCUAUUCCUCCAUCUUUAGGUGACUUGACCAGGCUGACAAUCCUCUACCUAUUUGAAAAUCAAAUUUCUGGUUCAAUUCCUGCACAAUUAGGGAAUUUGAUAAAUCUCAAUGAGCUGGACCUGGCCCCUAACCUUCUAACUGGUUCCCUCCCUUUCACAUUAGGAAACCUGACAAAGCUUACAUACCUGAAUCUCUCUGCAAAUCAUAUUUCUGGCUCCAUUCCUCUGCAGAUGGGAAAUCUUAUGAAUCUGAAUAUGCUAGACUUGUCCAUAAACCAUCUGGAUGGUUCCAUUCCUUCAACGUUAGGGAACUUGACAAAACUCACCAUCUUGUACCUUGAUCAAAAUCGAAUCUCUGGCUUCAUUCCUCCACAGAUUGGGAAUCUACAAGAUCUGGUUGUGAUGACAUUGUUCCAAAACAAUUUGACUGGUCCAAUCCCUCCUGCUUUAGGUAAUUUGAGAAACCUUACAAUUUUGUACCUCUACAGCAAUCAAAUUUCUUGUUCAAUUCCUGCACAAUUAGGAAAUCUCAAGAAUUUGGUCAAGUUGUCACUGCAGAAUAACAAUCUGACAGGUCCAAUCCCUCCCGCUUUAGGUAAUUUGACAAACCUUACAGUUUGGUACCUCGACAGCAAUCAAAUUUCUGGUUCAAUUCCAGCACACUUAGGAAAUCUCAAGAAUUUGGUCAAGUUGUCACUGCAGAAUAACAAUCUGACAGGUCCAAUCCCUCCUGCUUUAGGUAAUUUGACAAACCUUACAGUUUUUUACCUCUACAGCAAUCAAAUUUCUGGUUCAAUUCCUGCACAAUUAGGAAAUCUCAAGAAUUUGGUCAAGUUGUCACUGCAGAAUAACAAUCUGACAGGUCCAAUCCCUCCUGCUUUAGGUAAUUUGACAAACCUUACAGUUUGGUACCUCCACAGCAAUCAAAUUUCUGGUUCAAUUCCUGCACAAUUAGGAAAUCUCAAGAAUUUGGUUAAGUUGGACUUGUCGAACAACAGUCUGACAGGUCCAAUCCCUCCUGCUUUAGGUAAUUUGAGAAACCUUACACUUUUGUACCUCCACAGCAAUCAAAUUUCUGGUUCAAUUCCACCAGAAGUUGGGAAUUUAAUGAAUCUGAACGAUCUUGAACUGUCAGACAACCUUCUAACAGGUUCUAUUCCUUCCACUUUAGGGAACUUGACAAAACUGAUGGAACUCCAACUCCAAAGAAAUCAAAUUUCUGGUUCAAUUCCUCUAGAAAUUGGGAAUUUGGUAAAUCUCAAUGGGCUUGCACUUGCUAAUAACCUUCUAACAGGUUCUAUCCCUUCCUCUUUAGGAAACUUUACCAAGCUUGAACGCUUCACUGCAUUUGACAACCAUUUAAAUGGUGAGAUCCCAAAAAGCUUUAGAAAUUGCACCAGGUUAACUAGAGUUCGACUAGAGAGAAACCAGCUCAUUGCAAAUGUAUCAGAAGUCUUUGGUGUGUACCCACAUCUCUAUUUCAUGGAUGUCAGCAACAACAGGUUGUUUGGUGAACUCUCACCGAACUGGGGAGAAUGCCGAAAUUUGACAAGGCUACAGUUAUCUGGGAACAGGAUCACUGGUAGAAUUCCUCCCGAGAUUGGGCAGUUGAAGCAGCUACGAGUACUUGGCCUUUCUUCAAACCAUCUAGAAGGAGAGGUUCCGAAGGAAUUUGAGAGGCUAACUUCUUUGUUCAACUUGAGUUUAAAUGAUAACCAACUUUCAGGUCAGGUACCAAAAGAGAUUGGAAAACUCUCCAAUUUGGAGGUUCUUGACUUGUCAAUGAAUCGUCUAAGUGGUCCAAUACCACCUCAAUUAGGGGAUUGCUCCAAACUCCGAUAUAUGAAAUUGAGCGAAAAUGAUUUGAAUGGAAGCAUUCCAUUUCAAAUUGGUAACCUGGUAUACUUACAGGAUUUACUAGAUCUCAGUCAUAACUCGCUCAAUGGAGAGAUAUCACCACAACUUGGGAAAUUGCAUGUGCUGGAAAAGUUAAACCUCUCCCACAACAUGUUGUCGGGCUCCAUUCCACCUUCUUUUGAAGCAUUGUUCAGCUUGCAAUCUAUUGAUUUUUCAUACAAUGCUUUGGAAGGUCCUCUUCCCAACAGUAGAAGCUUUCAGAAGGCUCCUGUAAUAGCAUUCAUAAAAAACAAAGGUUUAUGUGGUGAAAUGCAAGGUUUGAGACCCUGCAACGCCCCUUCAAUAAGGCAUGGUGAUGCAAGAAAAGGCCACCAAGUCGUCAUUUUCAUUGUUCUUCCUCUCUUGGCAGCUUUGUUUCUUUUAUUUAUGGUCGUCGGCGUUUCUUCCAUUUAUUACCGAAGACGAAGAAAUAAAGAGAAGGUUCUUGAAAGGAGCAGCAAAAAUCCAUUUUCAAUAUGGAAUUAUGAUGGGAUUGAUGCAUUUGAACAGAUCGUGGAAGCGACAGAGGGUUUCGACGACAAAUACUGCAUUGGAAUUGGAGGGUAUGGAAAAGUUUACAAAGCAAAUCUACCAUCAGGCCAAGUAGUAGCUGUGAAGAAACUUCACCCACUCGAAGGUGGCGAUCAAUCUGAUCAAGGAAAUUUUAGAAAUGAGAUUCGAGUAUUAACAGAAAUCCGCCAUCGCAAUAUCGUGAAACUUUAUGGUUUUUGUUACCAUGCUCAAUUCUCAUUUCUAGUCUAUGAGUACAUGGAAAGGGGAAGCUUAGCUAGUAUUCUAAGUAACGACGGAGGAGCUGCAGAGUUGGACUGGACUCUAAGGGUGAAGGUUAUUAAAGGUGUGGCCCAUGCAUUAUCUUACAUGCACCAUGAUUGCACCCAGCCAAUUGUCCAUCGAGACCUAUCAAGCAACAAUGUUUUGCUGAAUUCAGAACUUGAGGCCUGUGUCUCUGACUUCGGCACUGCAAGAUUAUUGGUACCUGAUUCGUCCAAUUGGACUACGCUUACAGGCACUUGUGGAUACAUCGCUCCAGAGCUUGCAUUUACAAUGAGGGUGACUGAAAAAUGCGACGUAUAUAGCUUUGGUGUUGUGGCACUUGAAGUGAUGAUGGGAAGGCAUCCUGGAGAGCUCGUCUCGUCUUUGUCAUCACCAAGUAAACAUGAUACACUCCUAAAGGAUAUGUUGGACCAACGUCUCUUGGAUCCAACGGCUGAGAUUGCACAGGAAGUCUUAUUUGUGGUGUCCAUGGCACUUUCAUGCAUUCGACUAGAUCCAAACUCUCGGCCAACCAUGCACUACGUGGCUCAAGAGUUAUCUAUUAGUCGGCCUUCCUUCUCUCUAGGACCAUUCCACGCACUUACAUUAUGUCAACUGAUGGAUCUCAAGAUAACUGGAGUGUGAAGGCUAUUAGGAGGAAGACAACCGGAACAGGAAGGAUGAGGUAUUUACGUCAUGUGCCUCGAAGGUUCAAGAGCAAUUUCAGAGAAGUUGCAUUUUCCAGCUCAAGCAGGAGGAUUUCUGUUGACCCUUUCGAUAGACCUAAUGCCAAAGAAAUCAAAAAGAGCAAAAAUAUGUUUGCUGGUCUUAUGUUGAAUGUUCACGGUCUUGGUACCUUCAGUGACAGUUAGUGUCUUACCUAAUAUUUUUAGAAUUGAGUUUUUUCCUUUUUUUCUUUUGUAACUAGAUGCAUCAUCUUUAAUUUCGCUACUCUAAAUCAUGGGUUUAGGGCCUGCAAGAUGUUGCAAAUUGUAUGAAAUUUAACCAGUUGUCGCUUUUCUUCUUUUUGUCAGCAUUACAUACUUUUUAUAUACCUAAUGCAUUUACAACUGAU